Molecule: messenger RNA, 6483 nt
Organism: Ictidomys tridecemlineatus (thirteen-lined ground squirrel)
Lineage: Eukaryota; Metazoa; Chordata; Mammalia; Rodentia; Sciuridae
Source: RefSeq, a predicted model, not a curated record
ACUUUGAACUUGUGAUCCUCCUGCCUUGGCCUCCUCCCAAGUCGCUGGGAUUACAGCGUGCACCACGGAGCCCACUUAAGCCUACAUUUUUAUCUAGUGAUCAGUUUAGCCCUUGCCUUCCUUUGACAGUAUGUAUUCAGUCUUCUCCAACAGUUUGUUGCUUUGGUUCUAUCUCUUCAGUUAGACUACAAGCUCUUUGGCUGAAUAUCUAGGUAUAUUUUAGCUUAUUUAAAACCCCCUUUAAUUCCCCUCAUAUAUCCUUCAGCAGAUGCACAGUAAACACUUGUAGUUAUUCUGUUUACCACUCAUAGCUGUAAAUAAAUAUAGCCUAAGGGUGCUGUUUUAAAUUUUCUCUUUUUUCUUUCAUUAAAGAAAGACUUAGCUGUCACUAUGUUGAAUUUUUUUCGUCCUUCUAUUUUUCCUGAAAUUGCCCUGAAAAGAGAGUCCUUUAAAAUUCUAAGGAUUAUGCUAAAGUUGUGCAGUGUGCUCAGGGUGGGGACUUAAUUACAAGGUUUGAAAACCUCUUCAGGUGGUGGUUCCAUAGUGUGACUAAAAUACUGCUUUGCUAAAUUAAGAACAGCUGGAGCAUGUUGCUAGCUAGUAUAAGAGAGUUGGUGGUGGUGCUCUGUGUCCCAAAGAAGUCUUUGCUCUUUGGAGCCUGUGGAGCUUAAGCCAAGCUUACCCUUUCCUCAUCAGUGUCACGGUGGGAUAGUAACAUCUUUUGGGGGAACGAGAAUUGGCUUCCUUUCGUAAGAGUGGUGGACGUGCAGCAGACAGCUAUAUGGCAGGAACAAUAAUCAGAUGGCUACCUUCUGCAUUUUGUAUUAGGAAACAAAAUCAAUUAUAAGAGUCCAUGUUGAUCUUGGAAGUAGAAGGAUUCAAAAAAAAUAAGUUACCACAAAGAACAAGAACUUUACCAUCUCCUUUUUGAUCUGAAGACUGGGGACAAUGGAUAUCAUAGAGACAGCAAAACUUGAAGAACAUUUGGAAAAUCAAUCCAAUGAUCCGGCAAACACUUACACAAGACCUGCUGAGCCCGUCGAGGAAGAAAACAAAAAUGGCAAUGGUAAAGCUAAGAGUUUAUCCAAUGGGCUGCGAAAGGGCACCAAAAAGUACCCGGACUAUAUCCAAAUUGCUAUGCCCACCGAGUCGAGGAACAAGUUUCCCCUAGAGUGGUGGAAAACGGGCAUUGCCUUCGUGUACGCACUCUUCAACCUCGUCUUGACAACAGUCAUGAUCACAGUUGUGCACGAGAGGGUCCCUCCCAAGGAGCUCAGCCCUCCCCUCCCAGACAAGUUUUUUGAUUACAUUGAUCGGGUGAAAUGGGCAUUUUCUGUAUCAGAAAUCAAUGGGAUUAUAUUAGUUGGAUUAUGGAUCACCCAGUGGCUCUUUCUGAGAUACAAGUCAAUAGUGGGGCGCAGAUUCUUUUUUAUCAUUGGAACUUUAUACCUAUAUCGCUGUAUUACAAUGUACGUUACUACUCUCCCUGUGCCUGGAAUGCAUUUCCAGUGUGCUCCAAAGCUCAAUGGAGACUCUCAGGCAAAAAUACAGCGGAUUCUCCGGUUGAUUUCUGGUGGUGGAUUGUCCAUAACUGGGUCGCACAUCUUGUGUGGAGACUUCCUCUUCAGUGGUCACACAGUUGUGCUGACACUUACAUAUUUGUUCAUCAAGGAAUAUUCGCCUCGUCACUUCUGGUGGUAUCAUUUAAUCUGCUGGCUCCUGAGUGCCGCCGGGAUCAUCUGCAUUCUUGUAGCGCAUGAACACUACACUGUUGAUGUGAUCAUUGCUUAUUAUAUCACAACACGGCUCUUUUGGUGGUACCAUUCAAUGGCCAAUGAAAAGAACUUGAAAGUCUCUUCACAGACUAAUUUCUUAUCUCGUGCGUGGUGGUUCCCCAUCUUUUAUUUUUUUGAAAAAAAUGUACAAGGCUCAAUUCCUUGCUGCUUCUCCUGGCCACUGUCUUGGCCUCCUGGCUGCUUCAAGUCAUCAUGCAAAAAGUAUUCACGGGUCCAAAAGAUUGGUGAGGAUAACGAGAAGUCUACCUGAGGAUCCAGAGGCACCAGCUCUUACACCAAAAGAGUUUUCAUGCUGCAACCAAAGGUAUAGCUUUGUUUUUAUUUUAGGAAAACAGACUGGUAAAUGAAGACGUGGACCAAAAUUUUGUGUAAAUGAUUGGAAAGAUGAACAAAGUAUUACUUUUUGACUGUUUCCUUUUUUAAUUCAGCCUGAGAAAGAUAUAUUUUCUUGCAGCUCUUCAUUCAUUGGAGACAAGCCCCCAUCCUGGGAUUUUACUAGUGAGCUUGUUAAAGAGGUGCCAAAGAACAUAUUACCCAUUUUCUUAUUCUUUCGCCACUAAAAUCUUCUACUUCAGCAUUCUUUCAGGAUAUUUUUUUCCUCCCAGGGUCAGAAGAAUUUGUUAAUGUUUUGAAUAAAAUGUCUGGAUGUAUACAGCCACUGUGUAAAUAGAGUAGCCUAAUGUUGAAAGUAGUUUUUAGCAUUAGGCUUUGGGUGGGGAGGGCAGUCCACGGCUGUGAGUCACAUUUGGGUGCACUUUUGCUUCUACCCUGUUGCAAGGAAGGUUGGGGGGAGUGUAGGAAUGCGCUCUGCUGCUACCACCCUAUGCACUAUGUAUCCCUUUUAGUCCUAUGUUUUUAACUGACGAUUUUAUCUUUUUUAUUUUAAAAGGUGAUCCAAGGAAAUAUAAAAGUAUUUGACUCACCCACAGAUUUUACACAUGUGUAAAUAUUUCACUUUAAAAUAUCUAUGGCAGAUACACAGGAAGCAGGGGGUUCCUUCUGCUAAGGAAUGGCCCUCAUGCACACACUUAGAUGCAGCCUGACUGGCAGAUUUGCAUCUGGGACCCCAGGGAUGUCAACUGCGCCAGCACAGGCUGGAAACAUGCAUGUGUGAACAGGUGCUCACACCCCUUGGGGAACAAGUAUGUAUUUCCCUUCCAGCUCAGGUGCUGGGGUAAAGUCUGUUUUAAGGUUCCUAAUUGGAACCCCAAAAGAUAUCUGGGCACAUUUCAUUAAAAAUUAUUUCUUCCUAGUUGCAUUGUACUUUAUGGAAAAAACAAGACAGAGCCUGAAGGUUUAAUGUACUUUUGACUUUUAUCAACAGCCUCAGCUCCCAUACACUCUUCCUGAGGACAUGUACCACCACUGAGUAAUUUGACUUUUACCCUGUGAAAAUUAAUACAUGGUGCUGUACUUUAAUAUGCUUUUGGAAUCAACUUGUUAGACAGGCACAGCUACAUGGAAAAAGAGGGAUAAUUGUUUCUAAAUUUCAUUGAGUUGAUGCAAAACAGGUGGAUUUUAAAAAUCUGAUCAGAUUUAAUACUAUCAGAUUUAGUGCUUUAUUUACUGCUAUUGAAAUUUUUGGAUAAUUCUUGGCUUAAAUUCUUAACUAAUUAAAGGUCAAUUUGUAAGACUUCUGGUAAACUUAGAAAAUAUUCUAUGAGGGCAGAGAUAGGAUAGGCCAGUAGAUUGGGAUGAGGCAGUUACAAGUAUAUUAAAGGUGAAAUUUCCUCUUACAUGAGAAACAUCUCUAAAUUUAUCAUUAUACACUAGUCAGCCUUGAUUAUACAAAAUUGGCCAUUAAAUUGCUUGAGAAAAGCACAAUAUAGAUCUGUUCAGAGAGGUCAUUAUCCUUUGGUGCUAAAAUUCUGUAUAGUUUUCAGAGUGUUUUUUUUCCCCUCCUCUAUGUAAUAGAAGAAUCACUAAAGGAAAAGUGGUUGAAUUCAAAGACCGGGAGAAGGCUCUCUAAUCUGGUUAUUUUAAAUAAGAAUUAAAACCUUAAACAUCUUGGCAGAUUUUGAAACACAAGGAUUUUUCCAGUAUUUUUAUUAUAUAAAAUGAUAAUAAACAUAUGCCUUGUGUGUUUAGACAUCAUUCUAUGUAAUUUUUGCUUAAGUGUAUCUAUUAAAUAUUGCCAAUUGUGAUAGCACAAGGUGUUCUGCUUGAAAACACUGAUUUUAAAUUCCAUUGUCUGAUUAGGAGGAAAAUCAUCAGACACUAAAGCCUGGAUACUGCUCCCUGAGCCUCUAAUUCAAAUAAAACAAUCUAAUGUCCCUUAGAGCCUCACUCAUCUGUGUCUUGGAUAACCCACUUUUCUCCAAUUGAAUAAGGAAAAGUGCUUAAGCUUUAAAAAUCCGUAUGUAUUGAUUAUUGGACACCUUUGAAACAGUAAGCCUCGCACUUAUAUCAAGUAAUUCACUUUUUAAAAAAAUAAUAUCUUCACCUUCUCAAGAACUUUAUAAACACCCAUGACUCAGGGUGUGGACACUACUGCUCCCAUGUAGUCUACACAAGAUGUGUCAUAGCUUUCUGACAGGUGCUGAGGGUGGGGGUCGUUCAAAGAUUCAAGAUGGGAAAAGAAGAGAAAUAGUGAAACUCAUUGACAUGUGGGAAAGCAAACAUGGGAUUUACCCCAACAUGCUACUCUGAGAUAGAUAGAAAACAAACAAUUAUGAUUUUGUGAAACAGCAAAAUUUUGCAACAUCUUUUCUUUGCCAGUGAAGAUUCACAUCUUAUCCAUUAUCCAUGUUUUUGUAAGCCUGUGCUCCUGUUGAAACCUUUUCUUGUAAUUUAGUCCCUCUACGAAAUACCUAUAAUAGAUAAUGCCUAUAAAUUAUGCUAUACCUUUUCCUAAAUUCUUUCCAAUGGAAAUGAAGUUCUCUCAGAUUCUAGUUUUCAAGCUCCUCCCCUAGAUCUGAAAAGAAAGCAUUCUUCCCCCAGUUCCAUCUGAAUAAAUGACAAAUUUGUCAUUUAAUUAACCGGCAUCUUGGGAAACAAGUUUUGCUGUGGAAGACAGGCUAUUUGGAGAGUAAGCUUGAAAACUGUUUUGUGGGUGACGUGGCAUUAGGGUCACUAGGGGGUUUUUGUUGUAUUACCAGCGCCCCCUUGUGGCUAUAGGUUGUAUGUUUUUUGGAAAGCAGAGGUCACUUUAUAGUGUGUAUUUUUGUUUUUAAAGGCAUUUGUUUUUCAAUUUUUGCCAACUGAAACUAUGGGGGGAAAGUUAUUUUAGAGACGUUUCAAGCCCUUCCCACUUGUAAAAUGUGCUCAGAUUAUAGGAAGCUGCAAUUUGAAUCUUUCAUCCAUAUGAUCAAAGAAAAUUUGCAGAUCAUUUUUACCUCUAGCUACACAAUCAUUAAUGUCUCCCUUUAUAACUACCUACACUUUUGUUUACUUUGAAACCCCAAGUCAGCUGUCUUUCUUAUUUUUUAAAAUUUACAUGCUCAAACUCGUAAGUUUCCUUUGUAUUUGAAAGCUCACAUCCUGUUCCUUGAAUAUUUUGAACAUUUCAUUUACUGUUGUUGUUUUAAUUUUGUACUGUAAAACUGAUUAAACACUUAAGCCGGUCUUAACGCACUCACCUCUGUAGUGUAAGGAAGUGUGAGAAGGAAUUUCUUAAUAAAUGAGUUUACAGCUUUUAAAUCAAGCAUAUUAUAAGUUAUGUGUAAUGUGUGGAAGGCUUUUCUAUUUUUAUGUAUAAAGAUUCCUCAUAUUUGUGUUUUUAAUGUCAUUGUGUUGCAAUAAUUUAACUCCUUUGACUCAGUUGUUGAAAAUAUUGCUUUUAUGAAGAAGUGCUCUUGACUUCAUUAUCCAAACACUGCAAAUCAUGUCAAAGGUACCCAAAGAUAAGUCUUUACAAAUAGACACCUUGUAAGUUCUGAGUUAUUUUUACUUAAUAACUAUAUUUGUGUUCUAAAUGAAUCAUGAAAGAAGAGUGCUGUCGUGUGGAAUUAUUUUAAAUUGUCCUUUAAAAGAAAAACUAUAAACAUAAGCUAAUCUAGUUGCCAAGUUGGAAUUUAUUAUUUAAUUUACCUCCUAUGCAAUGAUUAAUGCUGCAAAAUGUAUGGUUAUGUUACAGUAUAUUCACAAAAGAAAUAUUAUUACAAGGUUUUGAGGGAUAGCCAGUUGCAUUCUUUUGGAAAUUUACUGUACUAUUUCAAUGUGUUAAGUGCCUUGUUGUAAAGUAAAAUUUUAAGUCUAGAACUCAUUAUUUUCCUGACAUAUAUUUUCAUUAUGAUAUCUACUGUAUGCUAUUGAAUAGUUUAUUAAUCAAAUAUGUAAAUUUCAGAAACUGUUAUCUCCUACCCACCUUAAUCAUUGUUCUAUCAUAUGAUAUUUGAAUUCAGGUUCUUUUUUAUUUUCUUUUUCCUUUUUUCUUUCUUUCUUUUUUUUUUAAUGAGAGGAAAGUUUUGUUGUUGUGUUUAGAAAUAUUUUCCAUGCUUAUGCUUUUGUAUUUGUAAAAAAAAAAACAUUUCAGGAGGAAUUUAGAAGUUAUAACUACUGUUUAUACUUCUAAAAGUACCGUCUUACAUUUGCAUUUUAAGUGCCUAAUUGUUAGUUAAACUAAUUUAUGUUUCUAUUCAAAAGAGGAUUUGUGUACUUGGUUUUUAAUCCCUUUGGUUUUGCUUUAAAGAGCCUAUACUUUGUAUUUAUCCAAUAAACCACAGUGACAUCAACAGUCUUUUCAAAA